CAAGACCAUUAUGACCACAGUCCGCUCCUCGAUCUUCCCAACGAGCUAAUCCUCAUGGGUGCGAGCUUUCUAGACCAGGAGUCUCAGCUCCUGCUGAGCCUGUCGUGUCGACGACUUCGUGCUCUUCUCAAUUCCCACCUCGACUUGAUGCUUAAUGAUGAUAGGCCCACCAAGGUACGGUUUCCACAACUUCUGGAACUCGACCACCCGGUAUAUCUGACAUGCCGCUCCUGCGGCCUUCUGUAUCCCUGGCGGAAGAUGGACUUCUUCCAGUACGAUUGUCCGCGUGCCUUUGUAGGGAUCGUCGACAAGAUAUGGCAGAACUUCGAGCAAGCCGUCACAAGCAUGAUAGUCGGCUCAGAGAAAUUCGAAGUGUUCAAGUGUUCCUUCUGCGAGACUGGCCAUCAAGUACACGUGAAGAAGGGCGAGGGGGUCCGGACAAGGAUCGUUCUGAAUGUUUAGAGAAACUACAGACAAAGGCACGGAAACAGGCUGUCAAAUGAGCAGAUCUUUCAUCGAGCUCCUGUGUUGCGGCUUGAUGCCGAUACAGUCUCGCAGAGGGACGUACGAGCGGCUUUUGAGUCCAAAACGGGGUGUACUCUAACCAUUGAAAACAAGGUCGCAAAGCAUGGCUCGAAGACAAGGUGCUGA
Molecule: messenger RNA, 651 nt
Organism: Cladophialophora psammophila CBS 110553
Lineage: Eukaryota; Fungi; Ascomycota; Eurotiomycetes; Chaetothyriales; Herpotrichiellaceae
Exons: 1
Coding region: 55-462 (135 amino acids)
Source: RefSeq, a predicted model, not a curated record